AUGCGAGCCUUGAAGUCCCUCAGGGCUAUCCGCAUGAUGAGAAGCUUUCGGCUCUUUCGAGGGUUACGCUUGCUUGUCAAGGCAUGCCAAUGCUUCUUACCAUCCCUUUGUUGGGCUAUGGUGCUUCUCGGUGUAUUUAUGACAAUGGGGGCAUUGAUCAUGGGCAAUUUACUUCAGAGUUUUGUGACUGAUGAAGAAGCCAAUUUCGAAGAUCGUGAGUGGAUUUGGAUGCGCUAUGGCACAGCUUACCGGGCUACCUAUACACUCUAUGAGAUUACUUUCGCUGGGAACUGGCCUACAAACGCACGCCCUGUCAUGGAGCGAGUCAGCCACGUCUUUGUGAUAUUCUUUGUGCUGUAUAUUACAAUAAUUGCAUUCGCUGUCAUAAGAGUCAUCAGCGCCGUGUUUUUGAAAGAUACUUUGGAUGCUGCUCAGAAUGAUGCGGAACAUUUGGUGGUGGACAGAUUGCGGAAAAAGGCUGAAUAUGUGGAGAAGUUGGAGGCGAUCUUCCGAGCCAUCGAUGACUCCGGGGACGGCAUCAUUACAGAGGCGAGAAUGAAUGAGAUUUUGUCGAAUGACAAAGUUGCUGCAUACUUUCAAACACUGGACUUGGAUGUCCAUGAGGGCGCUGCGCUAUUCCACCUUUUGGACAACGGAGACGGGGAGGUGACAUUGGAUGAGUUCAUAGAUGGCAUCAUGAGAUGCAAAGGGCCAGCCAGAGCUAUCGACCAGGUUGCAAUGCACGCGGACCUCAAGCAGCUGGACAUAAAACUUGCAAAAAUGGCGAGGUAUUUCAAUCACUUCGACCUUAGCCCCAGAAGCAAAAAAGACCGCAGCAAAAAAGAGAGAAGCAGUGUCGCUGGGCGCUCCCAAGCGUUGAGAGGAUUCCUUGCUCAUGACGCUGGUAGUCCGCAGCAGAAGCCCCGGUGA
Molecule: messenger RNA, 930 nt
Organism: Durusdinium trenchii
Lineage: Eukaryota; Dinophyceae; Suessiales; Symbiodiniaceae
Source: the annotation of a GenBank genome assembly